UCUUCUACUCAUUUUUAUUAUUAUUUCACAAAAGCUCUCAGCUAUGGGAGAGAGAAACGAAGCAGAAGCUGUAGAGAAGACUUUGGUUCCUCUUUUAAAGUAUCAAAAUGUUGUGGCCGAGGAGGAAGAAGUAGAAAUAAAGAGAGAGAUAUGGAUUGAGACAAGAAAGCUUUGGCGUAUCGUUGGACCAGCCAUAUUCACUAGAGUCACGACCAACUUGAUCUUUGUCAUCACUCAGGCCUUUGCUGGUCACCUCGGCGAGCUUGAACUCGCUUCCAUCUCUAUUGUCAACAACGUCAUCAUCGGCUUUAACUAUAGCCUCUUCAUUGGAAUGGCGACUGCGUUGGAAACGCUUUGCGGUCAAGCCUAUGGGGCAAAGAAGUAUGAGUUGUUUGGAGUGUAUUUGCAGCGAUCUUGGAUUGUUCUCUUCGUGUGCUCCAUUUUGCUACUCCCAAUGUACAUCUUUGCGUCUCCUAUUCUUAAGCUCUUGGGUCAGCCUGACGACAUCGCUGAGCUCUCUGGUGUCAUCUCUCUUUGGGCCAUUCCUACACAUUUCUCAUUUGCCUUCUUUUUCCCUAUCAACCGGUUCCUCCAAUGCCAGCUUAAAAAUUCGGUAAUUGCGAUAUCAUCUGGAGUGGCACUUGUAGUUCACAUAUUUGUGUGCUGGCUUUUUGUAUACGUCCUUAAACUUGGAGUCAUAGGAACCAUCGCUACGGCUAACGUGUCAUGGUGGCUCAAUGUCUUUAUCUUACUUACUUACACCACUUGUGGUGGUUGUCCACUCACUUGGACUGGUUUCUCCACCGAAGCUUUCACCAGACUAUGGGAAUUCACUAAGCUCUCUGCCUAUUCUGGAAUCAUGGUUUGCUUGGAGAAUUGGUAUUAUAGGAUUUUAAUUGUGAUGACUGGAAAUUUGGAGAAUGCAAGAAUUGAUGUAGACUCCAUCUCUAUAUGCAUGUCGAUAAAUGGUUUAGAGAUGAUGGUUCCACUUGCUUUCUUCGCGGGUACCGGGGUACGAGUGGCGAAUGAAUUAGGAGCUGGAAAUGGGAAAAGAGCAAGAUUUGCAAUGAUUGUAUCAGUGACACAAUCGUUAAUCACUGGAGUAUUAUUUACAGUGCUCAUAAUAUUUCUUCUCAACCACAUUAGUUGGAUCUUCUCUUCAAGUGAAACUGUUUUAAAAGCAGUAAAUAAUCUCACUACUCUUUUAGCUUUUGCCAUUCUUCUCAACAGUGUCCAACCGGUUCUUUCCGGUGUUGCGGUUGGUUCUGGUUGGCAAUCACUAGUAGCAUUUAUAAAUUUGGGAUGUUACUAUUGCAUUGGACUUCCACUUGGAUUUGUCAUGGGAUGGAUUCUCAAGUUUGGUGUCAAGGGCAUUUGGGCUGGUAUGAUAUUUGGAGGGACAGCUAUUCAAACUUUGAUAUUGAUUUUUAUUACUAUGAGAUGUGAUUGGGAGAAAGAGGCACAAAAUGCAAGAGUUCGAGUCAAAAAAUGGUCUGUACCAAACGCUAAAAGUUGAAGAGUGUAUUGUAUCUAUAAAUUUUGCAAAAUUUAAUUAUGUUAGUUUGUUUUUUUGUAUUGAAUAACAUAUAUUGUAUGUUGUCAUCUUUAGUCACACAUUAUUGUUUCUUAA
Molecule: messenger RNA, 1630 nt
Organism: Capsella rubella
Lineage: Eukaryota; Viridiplantae; Streptophyta; Magnoliopsida; Brassicales; Brassicaceae
Product: protein DETOXIFICATION 28
Exons: 9
Coding region: 44-1516 (490 amino acids)
Biological process (GO): xenobiotic detoxification by transmembrane export across the plasma membrane
Cellular component (GO): membrane
Molecular function (GO): xenobiotic transmembrane transporter activity; antiporter activity
Source: RefSeq, a predicted model, not a curated record